CAAAUUCUUCUUUUUUUUCCUCCUUUUUGCAUGGGGGAUGGAUUGUAUCGAGUCCCUACUUUUCUUUGCAACCUAUUGCAGACCGUUUUGUUUCCUGGCUAUCUUAUCCGUUCCAGGAUUCGCGAGGGGUAGGCAUGUUUGUUCAACGAACCCCUGUCUACAUUUUCAGUGACGAGCUUCACACUCACUGUUCGACAACGGAACUUCCGAUGCUUCUUCACGUAGCUCGUUUGAGCGGCUCGCAAAAGAUCUCAGCGGGCAUUGAAGUGGCCGUCGUCGCCUCUACAUUUCUUUAUUGCUUACCCAGCAAUACUCCCGACAGUCUGCCUAGAACAAGAGCGUAAAUUAGGCAGUCGUCCAGUCCCAGCCGGUGAGGCCUCCACUCUACUUGUGCUUCUUCAGGUAGAUGCCGUUCGAACGAGCUUUGGCAGUCUACAUGAUCGAGGGUUCAGUCAGGUCAGCCGGCUGAAGGCAGGAGGCAGGAGGCAGCUUCCUUUUCCACUUUGGUAGUAGAGAAAGCCCAGGGCGCUCGUUUUACUGUAGAUGGUGUCCGGGCAAAAGGUGCAAUUGGCCCAUGGCCAACCCCGCGCAGGCGAAAGGAUUGCCAAAGUGCACCACCCACACGCUCAAGGAGGUAGCCCUUGCGAGCCCCUGCUCACCACCCGCCCGCAGCUCGCACACAUCUAUCUAAUCUACUCGGUGGACACGGUCCCGGCCUGCCCGGAUCGAGGGCCACCUAGCCCAGCCUAGGUCAGGCUGCACGGGAAACGGAUGUCGAUGAUGCUUAAGAAUGCCAUGGCCCGCGUCGCACAUACUCCAGACCUAAGACCCGCUCCACGUCUUGUCUUCCCCAUAUGUCCUUACGACUGCCGCCCUUUGCCAUCAACACCACCAUGACUUUGCUGCGCAGAUUCAGCCACAAGCCCCUUCUCGAUGGUUACCACGUUAACAACUACGUCGAGACCCUCGAAGCUCUGCCCAAAAUCACCGGCCUGAAUGCCAUCCGACUGCUGACCCUCCACCCCGGCGCCCCGCAGGACCCACUGGUCGGCACCUUGAGCCGCCACUUUAUCGACGACUGCCCCCCUUACGAAGCCCUCUCGUACACCUGGAAAGCUGCCGUCUUCACCCGGCCGGUCGAGAUCAACAAUGCCGAGUUCCUGGUCACCGAAAAUGUCGAAAAGGCGCUCACGCAUCUGCGCUACGAGGACAAGCCCAGGACCCUCUGGCUCGACUCCAUCUGCAUCGACCAGCGCAAUGUGAUUGAGAAGAACCACCAGGUUCGCCUCAUGAACAGGAUCUACGCGCGGUCCAAGGGGGUGGUCUGCUGGGCUGGCCUCGAGGUGGAGGACGAGGAUGACCUGAAGGACGGCGAAACCAUGGACAUUCCUGCGGCGUUCGACCUCGCGCGCGAAAUUGAGAAGACAGAAGACUGGGGAAAGUAUCCCGAAGUUGUCGAUCGCUUCCCCCCCGUCGCCUACAGCACCCUCAUCAAGCUGAUGGAUCGCUCCUACUUCCGCCGUCAGUGGGUCAUUCAAGAGGUUUGCCUCUCCGAGAGCGUCAGCAUCCAGGUCGCCAAGUACCUCCUCCCCUGGUCGGCCCUGGCCGCGUCGGCCGAGGGCGUUGCCAAGUUCGGCCGCGACCAACGCGCGUCGCUGCUCUUCCCGGGCUCGAACCGCAUAUUCGACCUGUUUGGCGUGCGCGCCAUGGAGUUCUGCCGCGAAAAGACGGAGAGCGGCGUGUUCGCCAACGACCUCAUCGACCUCCUGCGGACAUGCCGCGGCCGCGAGCUCAGCGACCCACGCGACAUGAUCUACUCCCUGCUUGGAAUCUGCGGGCCCAAGAGCAUGCCCGUCGACGUCGACUACCGCAAGCCCGUGCUCGUUCUGUUCCGCGAGGUUUCGGCGGCCACCAUCACGCGCUCCCUCGACCUCGACUUCCUCCGGCUUGCCGACCAUCUGAGUCGCGACGAGGACCUGCCGUCGUGGUCGCCCAACUGGACGCACAUCUGGGCCGGGUCCUGGCAGAUCCGGUCGCUCAAAUUCCAGGGAUGGCCGCCCAAGGAGGGUCGCGUGGUGCCCGGAUCCGACGACGUGGCCUUCUCCGAGGACCUGCGUCGGUUGACGGUCAAGAGCGUGCGCCGCUUCGUCGUGACCAUGGUCCAAGAGCCGAGCACGAUCCCCGAGGAGCCGACCAACUCCAUCAGCGACGCCGAGGUCUACGCCGCGCUGGCCACGAGCCUCAUCCAGACCGAGUAUCUCGUGACCUAUACCCCGCGGUCAGGCCAGACAAAGGCCGACCGGCGCAUCGAGUUUGUCGACUCGCUCUUUGAAGGCUUCACCGGGGGUCAGAGUGUGCUCUUCACCCGCGCGCAGUUCGGUUCGUGGUACGAACACGUCGUCACGAGGACGACGGACCAGCUGUCCGACGAGGAAAAGGCUAUCUGGUGCCAGUACGACGCCAAGCUCCUCAAGUGGCUGCACGAGGCCCAGUACUUCCUCACAGACGGCGGAGUCGUGGGCGUGGCCGAGCGAGUCACCCGCAUCCAGCCGGGGGACGCUGUCGUUUCUCUCAAGGGCGCCAGCGAGGACUCGCUAUUUGCCAUCAGGCAGCUGCCGCCCGCACAGCAGUCGGACCAUAUCCUGCUCAACGGGGUGUACAUUCACUUCACCCCGGAGGAGGCCGAGGCGCACAAGGCUUUUGUGGAUGACCUGAAUGCCGGGAUCCUGGACACACAAAAGAUAACAUUGGUUUGAGAGCGUUGUAAGAUUGUGUUGACUAUGCGAUUUUUCACUUUUCCCCCCUUAAGUAAGGGUGCCGGGAGGUGAGUUAUGGAUUAUAUAUCACCAACUCACAAACCAAGGUCGUGUCUGGCUCCUAGUUUUUUUUUUUUUGUCAACUUCUUCCGGCUAAUCAAGUAUACAAAGCAGGCGAUAGCGCAGCGUGUUUUGAUCAUUUCCUGGUCUAUUCCAUAGUUUCUUGUCUGUUUGUCUUUUUUUCGCGCUGGGUGGCUCCCAAUAGGAACCAUACCAUCACUUCAAUCUAGUCUAGACUUAGUCUACUCACAAGUCUAUCCAUGCCAGAACAGAAAGAAAGAAAGAAAAAAAAAAAAAAACAGCAAAAGUGCUAGCACGCACUUCAAGUUGCUUAGUACCCUGACCACGCCUAGGAGAAGAGGAAACCGCGCUAUCGCCUACUCUCAACAACAGUUUUCUUUCACGUUGAAGUGUGUGCUAUUGGGAAUUGGCGGCUUCGUCCGCAGCCUGUACGACAUGUGGGAUGAGAUCAUCAACAGCAUCGUCGACAAUGUUAGUAUUAUUGAAUUAUCCUAACUCGUCUUGGAACAGUAAUCAUAGUCGCACUACAGACCGACUUUAUACCGCAAAUGGGAGAUGCCGGAUUUAGGUCCCGCGAUUGCUAUCACCGGCAAUUUCCUUCCCCUAAGCACAUGAGUGUUAUGCGGUGAAGCCGGAUCCGUCUUUGCCGUGACUCGCUGAUCGCACUAGCCUCCGGCCUCUAAACCUGUAACUAAAUGUACAAAAUCGGGGUUGUCCCGAACCGCUGGAAUUCUUUAAAGAGGAAUGGAUAUAACGAUAGCCACAUAGGUACGUAGUAAUCCACAAUUUGUGACC
Molecule: messenger RNA, 3632 nt
Organism: Pyricularia oryzae 70-15
Lineage: Eukaryota; Fungi; Ascomycota; Sordariomycetes; Magnaporthales; Pyriculariaceae
Exons: 3
Coding region: 855-2756 (633 amino acids)
Source: RefSeq, a predicted model, not a curated record